UGAGACGUAGUGGGGAGAACACGUGUCCAAUUUUCCCUCAUAUUUUUUCCUCCCUGAUCUGGAUUUUUCACUUGUCACGGCAAGAAAGGAACCCCUAAAAUAGGACUUGUGAGAGGCGUUCCUGCGCCGGCUUUCGCCUCUGAUGGACAUCUUGGCUUGCAGAUCCGAAGAGAACAGUUAUAAUAUCAUCCCCUCUGCGGCAACCAUGCUUUUCCAUGGCCUCCCUGGAGGCGACGUGCACGGUGUGGUGGAAGAAAUGGACCGGAGAGGAAAGAGCGAGUCAGCAGCCAUCAGCUCGGCCAUCGAUAUGGGGGAGUCAGAGACGUCCCUGCCGUGUAUGCCCGGGGAGCGCGUGGCUCUGUGCGCGGGCUGCGGCAGGAAGAUCGCGGACCGGUACUACCUGCUGGCGGUGGACAAACAGUGGCACAUGCGCUGCCUCAAGUGCUGCGAGUGCAAGCUGAACCUGGAGUCAGAGCUCACCUGCUUCAGCAAGGACGGCAGCAUCUACUGCAAGGAGGACUACUACAGAAGAUUUUCGGUGCAGAGGUGCGCUCGGUGCCACCUGGGGAUCUCGGCCUCGGAGAUGGUGAUGCGGGCCCGGGACCUCGUGUACCACCUCAACUGCUUCACGUGCACCACCUGCAGCAAGAUGCUCACCACCGGGGACCACUUUGGCAUGAAGGACAGUCUGGUGUACUGUCGGCUGCACUUUGAGACUCUCAUCCAGGGAGAAUAUCAGACUCAUUUUAACCAUGCGGACGUUGUCCCGCACAAAGGCCUGGGCCCGGCCAACACUCUCGGACUAUCCUACUUCAACGGCGUGGGCUCGGUGCAGAAGGGCCGGCCCCGGAAGAGGAAGAGCCCCGGGCCGGGGGCCGAGCUGGCGGCUUAUAACGCAGCGCUCAGUUGUAACGAGAAUGACGGCGAGUCCAUGGACCGGGACUCCCAGUACAGCUCCAGCCAGAAGACCAAGCGCAUGAGGACGUCCUUCAAGCACCACCAGCUGAGGACCAUGAAGUCCUACUUCGCCAUCAACCACAACCCAGACGCCAAGGACCUGAAGCAGCUGGCCCAGAAGACCGGCCUCACCAAGAGGGUCCUUCAGGUCUGGUUCCAGAACGCCCGGGCCAAGUUCAGGAGGAACCUGCUGCGGCAGGAGAGCACGGGGGGGGACAAGGCCUCGGACGGCUCCACGCUGCCGGGGGGGACGCCGUCGGGCCCGGCCUCAGAUAUCUCCAACGCCUCCAUGAGCCCCUCCAGCACCCCCACCACCCUCACAGACUUGACCAACCCAACCAUGCCCACCGUCACCUCGGUGCUCAGCUCCGUGCCGGGCGGCAUGGACGUCCACGAGUGCCGGAGCCCGUCACAGACCACGCUGACCAGCCUCUUCUGAUGCCCCCCCCCCACCCCUUCCCCUCUCAA
Messenger RNA from Trematomus bernacchii (emerald rockcod), 1425 nucleotides. RefSeq names its product LIM homeobox 2b (gene lhx2b). Gene Ontology annotation, biological process: regulation of transcription by RNA polymerase II; neuron differentiation. The record is from RefSeq and is a predicted model, not a curated record. The transcript is spliced from 5 exons. The coding region runs from base 143 to 1396 and encodes 417 amino acids. NCBI's taxonomy places the organism in Eukaryota, Metazoa, Chordata, Actinopteri, Perciformes, Nototheniidae. Gene Ontology annotation, cellular component: nucleus. Gene Ontology annotation, molecular function: DNA-binding transcription factor activity, RNA polymerase II-specific; RNA polymerase II transcription regulatory region sequence-specific DNA binding.